UUUUACAACACCAAACAUAUCAUAUCGUUCAGCUGACGCUCGUUCUUUGCUUGACGAUUUGUGCUAUGUGUUAAAAGUUAAAAUGUCGGAGAAUUUGAAAACAAAUAACGAAUCUGAGCCUAGCUGCCUGCAUUGCAGAGUGCACAACUCAAAGCAGCCGUUUCAGGAGAUAUUCGAUGAACUGGGAAUUGAAAUCGAGCUGCCCGAGCUGCUGGCUAAAUAUUUUCAGAUAAAUAUCAAACCCGAUCCGCAAAAACAACAACUGCUAUGCGAGGAGUGUGUCAAAACAUUAAUUCGCUUCUUCGACAUUGAUGAGCUGCAGCGGGAACAGGAUGCAGCGGCCAAGGAUAAGUCCAAGAAGCAGAUCAAGAAUGAGACAACGCCGUCAGCUGCUAUCAAAAAGGGCACAAAAUUAAUUAAAAAACAAACACCUCCAGCGAUUAAAGUUAAUAAUGAACCCAAAAAGUUGACAACUUCUGUAAAGUUGCCGACACCAGCAGCAGCAGCUCCUGCAGCAAGAGUUGCUACUGCCGCAGAGCCAGUUUCCAUACGGAUCACUAGAGCAAAAGCUGUGACAGUGACUCCGAAACGUAAUCUGUCCAAACCAAAGACGGAAGGUAAACGGCACAGCGCCAAGGAAGCAGGAACAGGGGAGCAGGAGCAGAUUAGCGAACUCUUACGUGACAUACUGGAUGAUGAGAAGACGCCACCCGAUGACAAAUGCAAUGUGGCAGUGACAAAAGGCGCGGCAGAUGAGAAACAGUUGCAACAGGUUGCUGUCCAGGAAGAGGAGCAGGAAGAUCAGGAAGAGCAACAGGACAAGCAGCGGGAAAAUGCCGAGGAGCUGGAGUUUUUGCUCGAGCCAGAAGAUGGUUCCUCUGACCUGGAUGUGCGUCAAUUCAAGUUGGAGAAGAACACAUCAGUUGACUCACAGUCGCUAAGCGAGGAUGAAUCCAUGAAAGUGGAGCCCUUCAACUUUGUUUUAAUCAAGGAGUCUGAUGGCAUUGAAGAUCUGUACGAAUAUCUAACCACUGUGGUGAAGACUUGCUUUGAGACCUUGACCUUUGAAUGGGCCACCGUCUGUUGUCACUGCUCGCUGAAGUGCAGCAAAUUCGAGAGCUUGUUGGCACACAUGCAAAAGUGCCAUCAGCUGCCAGAGGAGCACUACAAGUGCCCCAUUGAGGAGUGCAACGCGGAGUUGCCAAAUCGAAAAUUCUUGGCCAUGCAUUUAGUUUUGCUGCAUGCCCCUGUGGCAGACAUACCCAUUUAUGGCAGCUGCCCGGAGUGCAACAUGACCUUCUCCAAUAUAUUGCAGUACAAUAAACACUCCUGCGCCCAUGUCAUCAAGAAACGUCGUGGCGCCCGCUUGUAUUGCGAAAUGUGCGGCUUGGAGUUCCCCUCCUGGAAGCGCUUUAACUUUCACAAUCAAUUCCAUUUGGAGAGACAUAGGCCACGUGCCUGCUUUGUUUGCAGUUAUGCGGACAACAACAUCGAUGAACUCUUCCAGCAUUUGCAUUAUUCACACGAGCCCGAAGGCACGCUCUUCUGUGAUAUCUGUGAUCGCUAUUUUCGAGAUCCUGCUGUGUUUACGGAUCACAAUAAAACCCAUGCGAAUGUCGGCGGCGCCACACAUUACUGCAGCAGUUGUAGCGCCACCUUUGAGACACGCGGACGUCUAAGUAGUCACAUACGUGCAAUGCACGGAUCCAUCAUUAGCUGUGAGCUGUGCAGUCGAGAGUUUGCCUCGGAGUCCAACUACCACACGCACAUGAAGAAGCAUCUGAUCAUUGAGCGUGAAGUGCAUGUGUGCAGCAAUUGUGGCAUCCUCAACGAGAGUCAGGAGAAGAUGAUGUCUCACGUGGAGAAUGCUGAUACGGUUUGUUUUGGCGUUGAAAUCUAUGUGGAACUUUUAAGGGAUGCCUAUGUCUGCGAAUAUUGUUCAGCAUAUUUUAAGCAGAAAACUGAUUUGCGUGCUCAUCGUGAAUCUGGCAUACAUAAGGAUGGUUUCUGCUGGUGUCAGCCGUGUGGCAAGGAGUUUCAUGACAUGAAAAUAUAUCGUCAUCAUUUGCGCAACUUGCAGCAACAAUUAUCGGAUGUUGAGCAUCGCAAGCUGGAGAUUUGCGUGCACUAUAUGUGCGAUUAUCAGGAUUGUUUUGAGUCGUACAUCAAUUGGAAUUCUUUGUACACUCACAAGAAACGGAAUCACAAUGUGGCCGAUACGCAAGUGUUGGCGGAAAAGGUUAACGAAUGGAUCUGUCAGUUCUGUCAGAAGGUUUGUCGCUCCAAGAUGUCGCUAUCGGUGCAUGUGGCACGCAGUCACAACAACAAUAAUGUGAUUUGUCCAAUCUGCAAGGCUUCGUAUAAAGAUGAUGAGGCGUUGAAGAAGCAUCACGCCUAUUGGCAUGAGCCUAUGAAGUGUGCAUUGUGCCUGAAAAUGGUCAAGAAUCGUCGCAACUAUGACACACACAUGAAUGUGGUGCACUCGAAUAAUAAGCGUUAUAACUGCGAUGUCUGCGAUAAGGGAUUCUAUCACAGGAGCGAAAUGGAGGCACACAAGCGAUUGCAUUCACAAUUGUAUAGCUGCGCACAGUGCAGCUUUAGUACGAGGAACAAGAAUUCAUUGUCGGUUCAUGUUCUUGGUCAGCACUAUAAGAGAUUCGCCUUUGAGUGUAAGACUUGCAACAAGAACUUUGGACGUCGUCAGGGUUUAACCAAUCAUAUGCAACGUGUCCAUGGCUCCAAGAAUAUGUGUAGUGAUUACUUCGAAGGCGGUUGCAACAAAACAUUUAGCACAAUCUCACAGUUAAACGUGCAUGUGCGUAAAGCACAUGAUAACGGCAUUGAGCUAGCCGAUCUCGUGGAAGACUACCAGGAGGAUCACGAAGAGCAGCUGGACGACGAGGAUCAGCAGGAUCACGAGGAGCAGGAGGUAUACGAGGUGCAGGAACAGACGCAGGAGCAGGAACAGCAGCAGGAACGAAAAUCGAAGCGUAAGAGUUCAACAGCAGCAUCAACAUCUAAGAAACGCUGCAUCCGCAUCAUUGAUGAUACACAAAUCGAGUUCAUGAGCGCCGAUGAGGAUAACGUGAGCAUUAUGGACGCGGAAAACCUUGACAAAGAAACCAAAUUCAAACCAACUCCGGUAAAUAGGAAAAAGAAACAUAGUUAAUGGAAAAACUGUGUUUGAUUCUUGCUAAAGCAGUUAUUUUAAUUUGUUUUCUUUAUUGAUUUUUGAUUGAUUUAAUUAGUUGCUACCCAUAAAUUGAACACAAAACAUGUCAGUUAAUGGACAUACAUGCUCCUAUAUCAUGUUAUGUAUUUCAUUUAAAUUAGUUUAAAUUUAAAUUUAACUAUUAAAUUAGUUCAUUUCAUUCCUAGGCUCUUAUCGUCACUUUAAAUCACUUUUACUACGCUCAAUUUGUCUCUAAUAGCUUAAGCACUGUCUCUAUUCUCAUAUUAUGUAUGAAAGGUAAUUUAAUUUUAACAUUGAUUUAUACUGAUGUUUUUUCUUUUUGUCAUUUUAUAUACUAUUUGUCCAUUCAUUCAUUCGCCAUGGUCACAUUGUUUUACUUCUUUUUAAAUCAUAUGUUUUUUAUAUACAUUUACAAUUUAUUUAAGCUGCAUCAAGAGACAAUUGAUGUAUAGUCAUAGUUUUUUAUCGUUUCUUUCAUAACUGUAACAAAUGUUGGGUAUAUUGAUUCUAGUAUACCUUACAAAUUUGAGCUUAUAUCGCAAAUAUCUAAAAAAAAACGAAUCGAUUUGUUGUAAGCAAUUUAAUGUGUGUCUGUUAGCUUAAGCUUGUUACAGGGCAUCUGUAAGUCUUGCUAAGUUCAAUAUGUACAUAUUACACUAGUAGUUACGGCAGCAAUUUUGAUUAAAUUUAAUUAAGCAGUUUGCAGUUUGGUCAUUUAAAUGUUCGAUGAAAGUCAAAUGAAAUAAACUGUAUACGAAUGUA
Drosophila innubila is the source of this 3955-nucleotide messenger RNA. Its product is annotated as zinc finger protein 624. Gene Ontology annotation, molecular function: RNA polymerase II transcription regulatory region sequence-specific DNA binding; DNA-binding transcription factor activity, RNA polymerase II-specific. NCBI's taxonomy places the organism in Eukaryota, Metazoa, Arthropoda, Insecta, Diptera, Drosophilidae. The record is from RefSeq and is a predicted model, not a curated record. Gene Ontology annotation, biological process: regulation of transcription by RNA polymerase II. The coding region runs from base 83 to 3169 and encodes 1028 amino acids. Gene Ontology annotation, cellular component: nucleus. The transcript has 11 exons.